This is a messenger RNA of Coregonus clupeaformis (lake whitefish), 2562 nucleotides long. RefSeq names its product protein disulfide-isomerase A6. Gene Ontology annotation, cellular component: endoplasmic reticulum lumen. The record is from RefSeq and is a predicted model, not a curated record. Gene Ontology annotation, biological process: response to endoplasmic reticulum stress. NCBI's taxonomy places the organism in Eukaryota, Metazoa, Chordata, Actinopteri, Salmoniformes, Salmonidae. The transcript has 12 exons. The coding region runs from base 88 to 1416 and encodes 442 amino acids. Gene Ontology annotation, molecular function: protein disulfide isomerase activity; protein-disulfide reductase activity.
GGCCACGGUAAGAUUUUGUCGCCCUCUCUUCUAGUACUGUAGCAGUGGUGCUCAGGACAAGAAAUUGAAGUGGUGCACAGAGAAAACAUGAGACUUUUACUUGGUCUGUUGGGGUGUUCCCUGGUAUAUAUGGUCCAAGGAUUCUACUCUGCUAGCGAUGAUGUGGUUGAACUCAACCCCUCCAACUUCAACCGGGAGGUUCUUCAGAGCGACAGCCUGUGGCUCAUCGAAUUUUACGCACCUUGGUGUGGCCACUGCCAGAGUCUGACUGCAGACUGGAAGAAAACAGCUACAGCCUUGAAGGGCAUUGUUAAGGUCGGUGCGGUGGACGCCGACCAGCACAAAUCCCUGGGCGGUCAGUACGGUGUCAGAGGCUUCCCCACCAUCAAGAUCUUCGGUGCCAAUAAGAACAAGCCUGACGAUUUCCAGGGUGGGCGCAGUAGCCAGGCCAUUGUGGACGGGGCCCUGAAUGCUCUUCACACUCUGGUGAAGGACAGGAUGAGUGGCAGGUCGGGUGGCUCUGACUACAGCAGACAGAGUGGAGGUGGUGGUGGCGGCGGCAGUAAGAAAGACGUUGUGGAGCUGACCGACGACAACUUUGACCGGCUGGUUCUGAACAGUGGUGAGGUUUGGUUGGUGGAGUUCUUUGCCCCCUGGUGUGGCCACUGCAAGAGCCUGGAGCCUGAGUGGGCGGCUGCAGCAUCGGCCGUCAAGGAGCAGACCAAGGACAAGGUCCACCUUGGAGCAGUGGAUGCCACCGUGCACCAGGGUCUGGCCAGCCGCUACGGGAUCCGUGGAUUUCCCACCAUUAAGAUAUUCAAGAAGGGGGAGGAGCCUGAGGACUAUCAGGGGGGGAGGACCCGAGGUGACAUCAUCGCCCAGGCUCUGGACCUGUUCUCCGACAACGUAGCUCCUCCGGAGCUGCUCGAGAUCGUUAACGCAGAUGUCCUGAAGAAGACCUGCGAUGAUUACCAGCUCUGUGUCAUUGCUGUGCUGCCCCACAUCCUGGACACAGGUGCAGCAGGCAGGAAUGGCUACCUGGAAGUGAUGAUGAAGAUGGCAGAGAAGUACAAGAAGAAGAUGUGGGGCUGGCUGUGGACUGAGGCUGGUGCUCAGAUGGAGCUGGAGGCGUCACUGGGCAUCGGAGGGUUCGGCUACCCUGCCAUGGCGGCCAUCAACGCCCGCAAGAUGAAGUUCGCCCUGCUCAAGGGCUCGUUCAGCGAGACUGGCAUUCACGAGUUCCUCAGGGACCUGUCUGUAGGCCGCGGCUCCACGGCUACCGUCGGGGGCGGGGCUUUGCCUAAUAUCAACUCGGUCGAGGCCUGGGACGGCAAAGACGGAGAGCUUCCCGUGGAGGAUGACUACGACCUGAGCGACGUGGACCUAGACGACGACUUUGGCAAGGACGAGUUGUGAGCCCAGCAUUCCGGUUGGACGACAUCUUGUCUGGUCUACCUCGCCAUGGCCAGUCUCUCCUCUCCCGUGGAGCAAGUUGGAGACUGGGUCGCCCUGUUACUGAAAUACCCCAGAAGAGAAAAUAAAUUAAGAGAGCGUUGCCCUGUUUGAAUACUUGAGAAAUGCAUUCUUCCCUCUGUUUCCUUCAGGUAAACACAUAUCUAUAAGCGAUUAGAUAGGUGUAAGGAAGCUUACCCCCUGAUUACUUUCAUCAAUUCAACAAAUUCAGAUCUGUGAGUACUUCAACGAAGGUUGGAAAGACAGAAGGAUGCAUUGCUGAAGUAAUUGAACCACAGGAGGCUGCUGAGGGGAGGAUGGCUCAUAAUAAUAGCUGGAAUGGAGUUAAUGGAAUGGACAGCCAUACAUGGAAACCAUGUGGUUGAGUUCGAUACCAUUCCAUUGAUUCCGUUCCAACCAUUACUGUGAGCCUGUCCUCCCCAAUUAAGAUACCACGAACUUGCUGUGAAUUGAACAGGGUCAGAGAGACACCUGCAGCUUCUCACAUCAGUCGAGUUCCACAGCUUAGACAUUGCCAGAUCUUACAAGCCUGGAUAGGUAAAAUACCUAUCAGCUAACGACAUCAUGUGUUUAUAGCAAUCUGUCAGUCGAUGAUGUGAUACGCAACCAUUGGUUGAUGCAUGCAAAGUCUAAGCAGUGUAACGCGACCAUAAUCGGUCUGCCUGUCAUGUAAAGUGGGGAGGCGUGGCCUGCGGUAGACUCUGCCUUACAGACCUACUGAAUAUUAGUCACUGCGUUAAUUAUACUGGCCUUGCCAGGUGGUUUCUGAAUAUGGCUGUCCAGUUGGAACAUUGCUUUCUGCAACCGUCCCCUCUUCCUUGUUUCGCCACUCUGACGUCAAGCUAAUCAGACAUGGUUGUAUCCAAUUUCACUUUCAUGCCCGGCCUGAUGUGACUAUAUAUUUUGGGGAUUUAGUUGUAUUUUUAUUAUAUUGUCAGUGAGAACGUUGGUUUUACAUUGUGUCUGUGCAGGACAAAGGGGAAUACCGUGGGACUUCUUGCGUAGAUUUUCCUUACACAACUUUAUUUAGAUUGUGUGAAAACAAAAUUACAUUUUUGUUAAAAAAAAUAAAAAGAGAAAACAAAGUCA